Molecule: messenger RNA, 767 nt
Organism: Spizellomyces punctatus DAOM BR117
Lineage: Eukaryota; Fungi; Chytridiomycota; Chytridiomycetes; Spizellomycetales; Spizellomycetaceae
Exons: 1
Coding region: 41-670 (209 amino acids)
Source: RefSeq, a predicted model, not a curated record
GCUGCAAACCUUUUGACUCUCACCAACUGGCCAUCCCGCUAUGGACACCAAUUACUUGAAGCAGACAGUUGGGCCCCUUCUGUCAUCAGCCCUUAGCGCCCUUCUGAGCUAUGGCUACGAUACUUCUCUGGAGGGUCCUCGAGGUCUUGAUGCGAUUAGUUUUAUAGGAGAAUAUUUGCUGCAUCACGAUGCAUCACAAAAGACUAUUGCAGAACAUCAUAAAAGACGGGCAAAAUUGCAAGCCAUGCAGGAUGCUCUUGUAGCUGCGCAACAGACGGAACGUGAGCAUCGUCGUCGUUUUGAAGAAGAGGUGAAGGUGCGCAUGACGGCCAUCUUAGAACAAGAGAAACGGGUGGAAGAGGAGCGGCAGGCAAAAGAGGCCGAAGCGCUAGAAGCAGAAAAGAAGGCUGCAGCUAGUGAAGAAGAACCUGUUCAGGAGAACGUUGAAAUCGAGCCUCGACGAGGUGUCCCAGAACCCAUCCAAGAAGGCGAGGAGGAGAAAGAAGAAGGAGCAGAUGCACAAACGGCGCAGCCUACAGAGCCUUCCGAGCCUAUUGAGGAAGAGCAGCCUACUGCCACAGAAGUGUCGGCUGAAGAUGAGAAUCCCCCGCCCCCAGUCAACAUCACCGAGACUACAAUAGCUGAGGAGAAGGAGGAGGACGAAUAUUAACUUAUUAGUUGCUGAACAAAAAGCCAGAUUGGGUGAUGUCCUGUAAAUUCGAGAAUACACUGGGUUGCUGAUGAAGUUAAGCUGACCCUACCAGAUA